Messenger RNA from Syngnathus typhle (broad-nosed pipefish), 2374 nucleotides. RefSeq names its product transcription initiation factor TFIID subunit 4B-like. Gene Ontology annotation, cellular component: transcription factor TFIID complex. Gene Ontology annotation, molecular function: DNA binding; protein heterodimerization activity; RNA polymerase II general transcription initiation factor activity. The record is from RefSeq and is a predicted model, not a curated record. The transcript has 13 exons. Gene Ontology annotation, biological process: transcription initiation at RNA polymerase II promoter; DNA-templated transcription. Lineage: Eukaryota; Metazoa; Chordata; Actinopteri; Syngnathiformes; Syngnathidae.
AUGAUGCUGAUCCGGAGUGGCAGCGGUCAGCUGAUGCUGAUGUCUCAGCAGGCUUUUGCUCAGGCUCAACAGGCAGCCAGAACAAGCAAAAGCACAGCCACCGGAAUCCUGGCUCCCCAGACGUCCACGCCAGGUGCCACCGGUCGAAGCAACGAGAAGGUGACAGUGAUCAGAAUGACGGCUCCGGCUCCUCAGACUUUACAACCGGCGGCGCUCCAGAAGCCCAUGGUUAAGGUGAUCGGCGUGACUCCCAAGCCAGCUUCUGUUCAAACGCGCGGCCUGGAGCCUGAACACCGGUCCGUCACCGUGGAAACCAAAAAGGAGCCCCCACCCAUGUUUAGUCAAGAGACACUGGAGAGCGUGAAGAAGUGCAAGAACUUCCUGGUGACGCUGAUGAAGCUGGCGUCCAGCGACUCCAAGUCAGCCAACAUGGCCAACAACGUGCGAGGCCUGGUCAGGCGUCUGCUGGAAGGCAGGAUAGAGGCGGAGGAGUUCACCGAGGCGCUCUAUCGGGAGCUGAAGUCCACACCGCAGCCGUGCUUGGUGCCGUUCCUCAAGAAAAGUCUCCCAGCAGUGCGCCGCCUCACCGCAGACCCUCAGGUAUUCGUCCAGCAGGCCUGCUCCUCCUCCUCCUCCUCCUCCUCCACCCCCUCCCCCUCCCCCCUCUGCGGCCCUGCGGUGAAGAAGCCCAAUGUGAACCCAGCUCCAAAUCCAAGAUCCCUCUAUCUGGCGUCAAGUGGCACAGGCGUGUCGACCCAGGUCAUAGCUUUGACCUCCAAGAACUUGAGAGUCUCCUCGACCCCUAAAGUCAUCCCAGUCCAGAUUGGAAAAAACUUAACAGGUGGGCUCUCUAUGAAGCAAGCAUUUGCUCGAGAGCCUCCGUGCGCCACCAAAGUUGCUUUCAGGGACCAUUCAGCCUCGUACAAAGAAGAUGACGACAUCAACGACGUGGCGUCCAUGGCGGGCGUCAACCUGCGCGAGGAGAAUGCUCAGAUCCUGACUAGCGCGGUGGGCUCGGUCGUGCAGUCGUGCCAGGAUCAGCUCUUCUUGUCUCCUGGCCCCGUGUUGGGCCGGAUCCUGUGCACGGGACGCCCGCUGGGGGUGAGCCAAGUGGGCCCAGAGGCGGUGGCUCUGGUUUCUCACGCCGCCCAAGAGUAUCUCCGCGGCCUCCUCCAGAAGCUCAGCGUGAUGGCGGAGCACCGCAAGAGGGCGCUUAAGGAUGACCCGUGUCAAGCCAAAGUGAGCGACGUCCGCUCGCAGCUGCAUUUCCUGGAGGAGGUGGACACUUUGAGGAAGAAGAGGAAAGAUGAAGAGGAGCGGAACAAGAUGAUGCGCUUGGCCAGGAGUCGCUCACACAGUGAGAAUCCUCUGCAGCAGCAGCUCAAGCAGCGAGCCAAAGAGUUGCAACAAAUGGAACAAGCUCAGCAGCAGAAACGAGAAGCCAACCUCACUGCUCUGGCGGCCAUCGGCCCCAGGAAGAAGAGACCGAUCAGUAACACCGAAGGCCAGGUACAGAUUAUGAGCCAGAGUCUAUGACAGACGGUGUUGCUGGCGCCCAGGCAGGCGGUCCGCCGCGUGAUGCUUCGUGACCUGCUUGUGUGUAUGGAGGAGGACCAGUUCCUGCGACGCUCUCUCACCUUCUACAAAGCCAUGCUCUGACCUCGCCCAGCCAUUUCAAUCAUUAGAACUGGAAUGCAGUGGUGCCCUCUGCCCUGAGAUACGAGUGGAAUUCGUCCCUCAGAACACAUGUAUGGCAAAUUCUCCUUUCAUAAAAAUAAAUAAAAUAAUAAAGCCACCAAGGAUGCCAAACUGCAACAAUGUUGCUCUUGCGUAUGCCAAAAUAUGGUUAGCCUGUCAAUAGCAUUUUGAGCUAGCAUGUUCUCCCCGGGCCCGCGUGGGUUUUCUCCGGGCACUCCGGUUUCCUCCCACAUCCCAAAAACAUGCUUGGUAGGCCGAUUGAACGCUCCAAAUUGUCCCUAGGUGUGAGUGCGAGUGCAAAUGGUUGUUUGUCUCUGUGUGCCCUGCGAUUGGCUGGCAACCGGUUCAGGGUGUCCCCCGCCUACUGCCCGAUGACGGCUGGGAUAGGCUCCAGCACGCCCGCGACCCCAGUGGGGACUAAGCGGUACAGAAAAUGGAUGGAUGGAAACCAAAGCAAAACAACGACCGAGGAAAGGCUUGUUUGAAUUCUGUUAGUCAGUUUAAAUAUACAUAUUGAAAUGAAGUAUUUUGUGUUUGUCAAAUGACUUUUCAAGUUUUUGUGUUCAGAAAAGAAGACCCCAGACAGGUCUAUAAUUAGCAACAAUCCAACAAUUAGCAACAAUGUUGUGUUGAAGCUCUCUUUAUGUUGUUCUCUAUUUCAUUAAAAAAAAAAGAA